Messenger RNA from Symbiodinium necroappetens, 375 nucleotides. The record is from the annotation of a GenBank genome assembly. Lineage: Eukaryota; Dinophyceae; Suessiales; Symbiodiniaceae.
GUCUUCUGCUUCUGGUUUCCGGCUGUGCUUGCCAUCCGGGACGGCAGCCUCUCUGAGAUGGCGAAACAGAGCACUCAGUGCAGGGGCGAAGGAUAUUCCUGCGAGGGCGAUGGAGAUUGCUGCUCCAGCGUCAAAGGGCUUCGCUGCCUCUUCCGGGACAUGAUCACACAGGAAUCGAAGGGUUCGUCUCCCGCUCUGGAGCAGUUCGACACCGCAACUCGAAACUGGCAAGAUAAGAAGAAAGGGAUCUGCGCGCUGAGCCACGUCGACAACGGGGUUGUGGUCUUCCAGGGGAAAGGAGACAACUGCGAGAACGACUUUGACUGCGACCCGUUCCUUUCCCUGACCUGCAAGAACUCUGCAUGUGUUGAUUGA